GCGUGAUGGAAUAAAGCGCGGGCAGGAGGAAGAGAGACAGACCUGCGAUGAGAAGCCUGUCAGAGGGGCAGGGAUGGCAUCCAUUCAACAGAGCCGGGCUGGAGAGGAAGGAGAGGACGGGUCUUUGCACAAGAUGCUGACGGCCAUCGAGGAGGAGCGGAUCCGGGCGAGCCUGAGGCAGGAGAUGAGCGGCCUGGGUUGCUUCAAGGACGAUCGGAUUGUCUUUUGGACAUGGAUGUUUUCGACUUACUUCAUGGAGAAGUGGGCCCCGAGACAGGAUGACAUGUUGUUCUACGUCCGGCGAAAGCUGGCCUUCACUGGUCCCGACAUCGGUGAGGGGAAGCAGGUGUGCUCAGCAGAUGCCUCGUCAAUGGAGGUUGAGGUUGAAGUUUACCGAAGGGAUUCCAAGAAGCUGCCUGGUCUCGGCGACCCUGACAUUGACUGGGAGGAGAGCGUUUACCUCAACCUUGUCUUGCAGAAGCUGGAGUACAUGGUGACGUGCGCGGUCUGCACGCGCUCAGAAGGGGGUGACAUUCACGUCCAUAAAAAGAAAUCCCAGCAAGUUUUUGCGUCUCCAAGCAAGCACCCCAUGGACAGUAAAGGCGAGGAGUCCAAAAUCAGUUACCCCAACAUCUUCUUCAUGAUCGACAGUUUUGAGGAGGUGUUCAGCGACAUGUCUGUCGGCGAAGGAGAAAUGGUCUGUGUGGAGCUGGUGGCCAGUGACAAGAACAACACCUUCCAGGGUGUGAUCUUCCAGGGAUCUAUAAGAUACGAAGCGCUGAAGAAGGUGUAUGACAACCGGGUCAGUGUGGCUGCCAAGAUGGCCCAGAAGAUGUCGUUUGGGUUUUACAAAUACAACAACAUGGAGUUUGUGCGGAUGAAGGGGCCGCAGGGCAAGGGUCAUGCGGAGAUGGCUGUGAGCCGCGUGGCCACCGGGGACACCUCCCCCUAUGGGACGGAGGAGGGAUCUGAGCCAGGCUCUCCCCUGCAUGAUCAGGGGGAUGAGUCUCCUUCCUGCAGUGCCUUCUGGGUGACGUCGUUCAGCACCCCUCCCACGCCGGAACGCAACAACCGCCCGUCGUUCUUCUCCCCCUCGCUCCGCCGGAAGACGCCCAAAAACAGGAUGGCAGAGAUGAAGAAGUCUCAUUCGGCCAACGACAGCGAGGAGUUCUUCAGACAUGGAUCAGACAACGGAGACUCGGAAGGCAUGCACGGCGUGUCCAACCUACGAUCUCGCUCAUUGUCGGGGACUGGGAGGUCCUUGGUUGGGUCCUGGCUAAAGCUGAACCGAACAGACGUAAAUUUUCUACUCUACGCACACCUCACCUACGUCACGCUACCGAUGCAUCGUAUUACAACAGACAUUUUAGAAAUCCGUCAGAAACCAAUCCUGAUGACAUAGCAAAGAGAAGGCCCUGUCUUACAAACCCGCAGCCAUGUGCCUGAUUGCGAACUGGAUUCUUGACGACACCGCCACCUAGUGUUGGGAUGGAAGGGAAGUUUAAUGGGGGAAUACCAGCUCAUUGAAGUGCCUGCUCCACUUGCCCGAGGGGCCCAGUGCGACCAGUCCUAGUUCGGAGCUGGGCCCCGAGGAUCAGUAACGUGAAUGACCAACACAGAAUCCUUCGCCAGCCGUCUCUGACGACUGAACUGCUUUGUACCCAACACCGCCAGGGAAGGAGAACAAAGAAAAAUAACUUUCUGCAAUUUAUAUUAAACGGGACAUUAAAUGAACUCUUAAACGAGCUGCGUUCAAUAGGUAGAGGACAUUUUUCUUCCUAAUCUUUGUCAAAGCACCGUUGGGAUAGUGUGCUUAUAUCGGUAGUGUUGUAAGGUAACACUUGAUUUUUUUAAAAUAUGUGAAUGGGGGAGAGGCGAGGUGACGAAAGGCGCGGAAACACUGUGGCCGCACAGUGUUAUAAUUUUUUUGCAGAGUCUUUGCAUCAACAGGGUUUGUUAGGGAGCAGGGGAAGAGGCCACCUUUUAUUUCACAGCACCAGACACCCGGGUUCGAUCCUGACUACGGGCGCUGUCUGUAUGGAGUUUGCACGUUCUCCCCGUGACCUGCGUGGGUUUGCUCCAGGUGCUCGGGUUUCCUCCCAUACUCCAAAGACGUCCAAGUUGGUAGGUUAAUUGGCUUGGUGAAAUGUAAAUUGUCCCUAGUGUGUGUGUGUGUGUAGGAUAGUGUUAGUGUGCAGGGGUUUGCUGGCCAGCGCGGACUCGGUGGGCUGAAGGGCCUGUUUCCACGCUGUAUCUCUAAACUAAAAUAAACUACAAUGAGGUUUCUUUGCGCUGUGUGAGCUCAGAGGUACUUCUGUAGGUCAUUGCAGUGGCAACCGUUAGAUCUUGAGACAAACUGGCCCCAAACCUCAGUGAAUGUUAGUGAGGAGGAAAGGGAAUCUUGCUCAACUUCAGUUGAAGCCUUUGUACAUUUAUAUCUGGGGAUUUAAAGAUUUUAGCAACUUCUUUCAUGGUGGCCCCAUCUUGGUGAAGCACAACUGGAACAUGGGAGUCGUAGCUAUUUAGCGAAUCAUUCACCACACCCUGAUGAGUCCCAGGCCUCACCUUAGUUUUGGGAAGCCCACCAUUUCCAGCUUCCAGGAAGCAUGGCUGACGGCCAUUUUGAUUCUGCUCUUUCCUCUUCCCUUCAUGAGCCGUCUCUGAUCCUCCUCCCAACUCACUCGAUUCCAUUUAAACAUUGAAAAUAUUCGCAUCGCACUUUUCCGGGGAAGAGAUAGGAGCAGAAUUAUGCCAUUCGGCCCAUUAAGUCAACUCCGCCAUUCAAUCAUGGCUGAUCUAUCUCUCCCCCCUGACCCCAUGCUCCUGCCUUCUCCCCCAUAAUCUCUGACAGAAUAGAACACGGCUCCAAUAUCGUGGUGAUUUGUUUUGAAAAGAAAAAUUAAAAAGUACAAUAACC
Leucoraja erinaceus (little skate) is the source of this 2917-nucleotide messenger RNA. RefSeq names its product kiaa0930. NCBI's taxonomy places the organism in Eukaryota, Metazoa, Chordata, Chondrichthyes, Rajiformes, Rajidae. The transcript is spliced from 11 exons. Bases 74 to 1402 code for a protein of 442 amino acids. The record is from RefSeq and is a predicted model, not a curated record.